Leptopilina heterotoma is the source of this 1095-nucleotide messenger RNA. RefSeq lists its product as uncharacterized. The record is from RefSeq and is a predicted model, not a curated record. Bases 176 to 844 code for a protein of 222 amino acids. The transcript is spliced from 3 exons. NCBI's taxonomy places the organism in Eukaryota, Metazoa, Arthropoda, Insecta, Hymenoptera, Figitidae.
AGGUUGUCUUAUCAAUUUGUCAGCAAUCUGAUGUUUAUUAAGCGUCUACUACGUUUGUUUACACAAUUUUUCCUUUUUUUUCUAACAACGUCGCAGUAAGACGAAAAAUACCAAAGGAAUUGAAAAAUUCACGAUUCGUCAGUAUCAAAUAUAAGUAGAUUAUAUUAAUUCAAACAUGGGUGUUCGCUGCAUAGUUGAGAAUUGCAGAACUUUUAUUAAUUUAGAAUCAAAAGGUCCGCAGAGUAAAAGAAAUAAUUAUUAUACAUUUCCAAAAGAUGCAAAAAUGAGACAAGUUUGGUUAAAAAAAUGCGGGAAAAAGGAACCAUUUGAUUAUGAACACUCAUAUGUUUGUGUGAAACAUUUCAAAGACGAAGAUUUUGAACGUAAUCUUCGAGGUGAAGUAUUGGAAGUACCGAUAAAGAAAAAAUUAAAGUCCGACGCAAUACCAUCUUUAAAUUUAAACGACAAUGAAAAGGAGGACGAUUUAGGGAGAAAUUCCGGUAGAAAGCAACGUUAUGAACAGCGAGAACGAAAAAAAGAAGACGAUUCACCUAAAAAAAAUAAGCCUACAAAACGAGCUGUUGAUGUUGAUUUAACAUUAUCACCAGUAAAUAGAGAAACUUUACCCUUACCGAAGAAACUGAAAUCUUUAACAAAAGACAGUCCUAAACCGUCAAGUAAAGAAGAACAAGAGAAACUUGACGAAAUUGAUGCCGCAGAACUUCAAAAACUUUUAAAUAUUAUUUUAGAAAGGAUACAAUGUUUAGAGCAAGAAGUAGAGGGUCUCAAUCAUAUCAUGGAGGACAUAAAAAGUCGAAUUGAAAAAAUGCAAAAUAGGCAUUGAGAAGAAUAAUUAAUUCUAAUUGUUCAAAAUGGCACGUGUAAAUAUAUUUUUUAAAAUUAUUCAUAUAAAAAUUGUAAUAUUAGCUUCCAGCAUAUGAUGUAAUAAAUUAAAAAUUUCUUUGCUUUUUCUUUGUUUCUAUCUUCGUGGAAAAAGAGCUGAAUAUACAAUAAUGCGUUAAAAUAAAAAUUGUGAACUUAAAAUUUAAGUAUUGUUAUGUAUAUUAUUAGAAAUAAUGAGAACUUAAUAUUUUA